GUAAUUUUUAAUUCAUAAAAUUAUCGCUUGUCCUUUCCUUCCACUUCCACGCUUCCACUCCACUUUCAUUGCACGGAGACGAGGGUUAAUUUUUGUCAGCGGGUAGAGUGCAGAAACAGGAAAUAUACAAAAUGUGGUCGUCAAUGAUAGAAGCUGCCAAGAAGAAUCCUUUUUCUACACCUUACUCUUCGACCCAAUGUCAAAAAUUGGCAGAUAAUUCCCAAAGUUUGAUACCAGGUCGUAAUAUUGGUGCUUUCGCCGUAGCAGAAGGUGAUAGCUGCGAAUUUGGAUCUAAUCAUUACUUCCUACUAUGUGGACUCGGUGGUAUAUUAUCUUGUGGACUUACUCACACCAUGGUAACUCCAUUGGAUUUAGUAAAAUGCCGUAUUCAAGUCGAUCCUGCCAAGUACAAGAAUGUAGUAACUGGUUUCCGAGUAAGCUUACAAGAAAGUGGAGUGAAAGGUUUAGCUAGAGGAUGGGCACCCACCUUCUUUGGAUACUCCAUGCAAGGAAUGUUCAAAUUCGGUCUCUAUGAAGUAUUUAAAGUUUACUACUCUACUCUGGCAGGUGAAGAAAUGUCUUAUGAAUACAGAACAUCAUUGUAUUUAAUUUCUUCGGCAUCGGCUGAAUUCUUCGCUGAUAUUGCUCUUGCGCCCAUGGAAGCCGCUAAAGUACGUAUUCAAACAAUGCCUGGCUACGCAGAUACUCUUCGUCAAGCACUUCCAAAGAUGAUGAGUGAAGAAGGAUUAGGAAGCUUCUACAAAGGUUUGGUACCUCUCUGGUUACGACAAAUCCCAUACACAAUGAUGAAGUUUGCUUGCUUCGAACGUACCGUUGAAUUGUUAUAUAAAUUCGUUGUACCUAAACCUCGUGAACAAUGUACUAAGGGAGAACAACUUAUUGUCACUUUUGCUGCUGGUUAUAUUGCUGGAGUUUUCUGUGCAGUAGUUUCUCACCCUGCCGAUUCCGUUGUUUCUAAACUUAAUCAAGAACAAGGAUCAACAGCAGUACAAGUAUUAAAGAAAUUAGGACCAGCUGGAAUUUGGAAAGGUCUAGGACCUAGGAUUGUUAUGAUUGGUACUCUUACAGCAGCUCAAUGGUUCAUCUACGAUGCAGUUAAAGUCUGGCUCCGCAUGCCACGACCACCACCACCAGAAAUGCCUGAAUCUCUUAAGAAGAAGUACGGCGUGGCUUAAAUUCGUACACUUCCAGUCAUCGUUGCUGGUCAAUAGAUAAUUGAGAGGCAAAAAAGAGCAGAAAAAAACUAGAGGAAUCCACAUAAAAUAAAUUCGUUAACAAGAAAAUAUCAUCACAUACUAGCCAAUUACAAUUUUAUUGAAUAACAAAUAAUUAUUUUCAUUAUUUAUUCCUCAGUAUUUAUAUUACCGGACGUGAGUCAUUCACAAAGGCUAUACUGCCAUCAAUUAAUAAAAUUUUAGGAAAUACAUUGAUAUCAUUUUUCGGAAUCAAUUUAUUCAAUUUUAUUUUGUUCAGGAAAUGUUCAAUCGUAUUAUCAAAUCAGAAAUAUUAUCAUGAAACUGAUUAUUGUUCAGUUUCGUGAUUUAACAUAUGCUAUUGAGUAAUGACUGCGUUGUUCUGUAAAUAGAGUGAUCAGUUAAUAAAAAAAAUAAAACAGA
Chelonus insularis is the source of this 1637-nucleotide messenger RNA. RefSeq names its product Mitochondrial phosphate carrier protein 1 (gene Mpcp1). The coding region runs from base 132 to 1196 and encodes 354 amino acids. The record is from RefSeq and is a predicted model, not a curated record. Gene Ontology annotation, cellular component: mitochondrial inner membrane. Gene Ontology annotation, biological process: mitochondrial phosphate ion transmembrane transport. The transcript has 6 exons. NCBI's taxonomy places the organism in Eukaryota, Metazoa, Arthropoda, Insecta, Hymenoptera, Braconidae. Gene Ontology annotation, molecular function: phosphate transmembrane transporter activity.